UUUUUGGUAAUUUCACGUUUGGAUCUCACCCUUCUUAGUUCUUCCAAUCCCCGACCCAAAGUUCUGAACUUUUCCGGUGGUAACAUUUCCCGCUGCGAAUCAGCUCCAGCCUCUAGGGUUUCACUUCUCAGUCAGUGCCCCAGUCGGGGUGGGAACAUUCUUGAAAACUCCUCACAAAGAGAAAAACCCGAGAAGGAAAAGAGAACUUCCAAUUCGGACGGCAGCAGCAGCUGGAGGAGGAGGAACAUGGGAAAAGACGAGGAAGAGAUGAGAGGGGAGAUCGAGGAGAGGCUCAUAAACGAGGAGUACAAGAUCUGGAAGAAGAACACCCCCUUCCUCUACGAUCUGGUCAUUACCCACGCCCUCGAGUGGCCUUCUCUCACCGUCGAGUGGCUUCCGGACCGAGAGGAGCCCCCCGGCAAGGACUAUUCGGUCCAGAAGAUGAUCCUCGGCACCCACACCUCCGAAAACGAGCCCAAUUACCUUAUGCUCGCCCAGGUCCAGCUCCCCCUCGAGGACGCGGAGAACGACGCCCGCCACUACGAUGACGACCGCGCCGAUGUCGGUGGGUUCGGCUGCGCCAAUGGCAAGGUGCAAAUAAUCCAGCAAAUAAAUCACGAUGGAGAGGUUAAUCGUGCUCGCUAUAUGCCUCAAAACCCGUUUAUUAUCGCCACUAAGACAGUUAGUGCUGAAGUCUAUGUUUUUGAUUAUAGCAAACACCCAUCUAAGCCUCCUCUAGAUGGGGCGUGUAGUCCUGACUUAAGGUUGAGGGGCCACAACACUGAAGGAUAUGGCUUAUCCUGGAGUAAGUUUAAAAAGGGCCAUUUACUGAGCGGCUCUGAUGAUGCUCAGAUAUGUUUGUGGGAUAUUAAUGCAACUCCUAAGAACAAAAGCCUCGACGCCACACAAAUUUUUAAGGUUCAUGAAGGUGUUGUAGAAGAUGUAGCUUGGCAUCUGAGGCACGAAUACUUAUUUGGUUCCGUUGGUGAUGAUCAGCACCUGCUUAUAUGGGAUCUCCGGACUCCAUCGGUUAGCAAGCCUGUCCAAUCCGUCAUCGCUCAUCAAAGUGAGGUAAACUGCUUAGCUUUCAAUCCCUCUAAUGAAUGGGUUGUUGCAACGGGGUCUACUGAUAAAACCGUAAAGUUGUUUGAUCUACGUAAGAUCAGCACUGCGCUCCACACCUUUGAUUGUCACAAGGAGGAAGUUUUCCAAGUUGGUUGGAAUCCAAAAAAUGAGACUAUAUUAGCUUCUUGUUGCCUUGGUAGGAGACUCAUGGUGUGGGAUCUUAGCAGGAUUGAUGAAGAACAAACGCCAGAGGACGCCGAAGAUGGACCGCCAGAGUUACUCUUUAUUCAUGGUGGUCACACGAGUAAAAUAUCUGAUUUUUCUUGGAACCCGUGUGAAGAUUGGGUUAUUGCUAGCGUAGCUGAGGAUAACAUACUUCAAAUCUGGCAGAUGGCAGAGAACAUCUACCAUGAUGAAGAUGAUUUACCAGAAGAAACGACAAAGGCUGCUUAGUGUAAUUUUAUAGUGUUUUGGCAUAGACAAGUAGCCGUAAAAAAGAAUUAUAGAAGGUGCAACUAGGUGUUUUCCAUAGUUAUUUGUAUUUGUUUUCCAGUGUCCUCCUUGCGUCUCUGCAAGCUUUUGUGCUUGUGUUACUGACUCUUGUUACAUUCACUCACGCACAGUUCCCAUAAUUAUAUCUGGAACUCUUUAGUUUAUUUCAGAUUUCACCAGUGGAGCUUCACACAGAAUGUAGCCUCAAAUCAGUGAAUGUUAAUCGAAGUUAUCUGUAAA
Messenger RNA from Carya illinoinensis, 1797 nucleotides. RefSeq names its product WD-40 repeat-containing protein MSI1. The record is from RefSeq and is a predicted model, not a curated record. Gene Ontology annotation, biological process: regulation of gene expression. Lineage: Eukaryota; Viridiplantae; Streptophyta; Magnoliopsida; Fagales; Juglandaceae. Gene Ontology annotation, cellular component: nucleus. Gene Ontology annotation, molecular function: histone binding. The coding region runs from base 247 to 1518 and encodes 423 amino acids. The transcript is spliced from 6 exons.